UUGUGUGGCGUUUGUUUGACGUGACACUCCCCCCUUGUCGAUAUGAGGCCGACGUCACCCUGCCAGCGGAGGAGUGGAUGGCCUCUGUAAUAAAAACACAUGAAGAGAAUCGAGGAAAAGGAGAAGAUUGUCCGGGGAAAAGGCAACAACACGGCGGUUUUCGCUUUCUUCACCCUUCUGAUGAGCCAUGGACGUGAACGCCUCUUAAAAACAAACGGGGAUAUAUUCUGGUCGCGGCAUCGACAGUUCCGGCUGAAAUGCCAUGUUAUGUGUGGCUUUCAUGGUUUUUUUUAGCAGACAGCGAGAGAUAACUGUACUGUAUACCAGCCUAGCGGAUUGGAGUGAAAGUCCGCCAUAUUCUGCUUUACCACGCCCGGGAGUCGAGCCAUUGGAAAAUAAACGGACAGCUUUAUUCAAGUGUUUUCCCCGUUGCUUUCACCCACGGACGAUUACUUGAACACAGUGGUUUUGUUGAUUGAAAAAUAACAACAUUGAAGACUUUGAAGAGAGGUGGCAGGGCACGGAUGGCAAUGCUUAACGAGAUCACACCGAGCAGUAUUGAGGAUGUGUCUUAAAAGGAUCUGUUGAUCAUAUUGAGAAGGAAAAGCAGAUUACACCAAUUAAGAUUGAACAGAUAUUCAACCCAAACUGCUUUGGACACUAUUUUGAAGCUCACGGGAAGCCCAGAAAGCGAACCGAAACGGGGGGAUGGUGUGUCAAUAAUUUCUAAACUAUAACAAUUUCCUUUCCACCACAAUCUGUGCGCUUUUCGGGCUCAUUAUAAGGGCGUCCACGCGUUAUUCACCACACGCAGGCCUGUAUGAGGACGUUAUUUGGGGAUCACAGGCCUCUGCUUUUUACAUUUUUUACCCCGACGAAUUUGAAAUCUGAAUGAAUCAGUAAGAGGGGAAAGUGCGUGUUUGAAAAAAGGAGAGAGAAUGACACUGGAAUCCAUAAUGGCGUGUUGCCUCAGCGAGGAGGGGAAGGAAGCCAGGCGGAUCAACGACGAGAUCGAGAGGCAGCUCCGCCGGGACAAGAGGGACGCACGCCGGGAGCUGAAACUGUUGCUUCUCGGCACUGGGGAAAGUGGGAAGAGCACAUUCAUCAAACAGAUGAGGAUUAUCCACGGCACCGGGUAUUCUGAUGAAGACAAAAGGAGUUUUACUAAACUGGUCUAUCAGAACAUAUUCACAUCCAUGCAGUCCAUGAUCCGAGCCUCGGAGACGCUCAAGGUGCCCUACAAAUACGAGCUCAACAAGGGCCAUGCCAACCUUGUGAAAGAGGUGGACGUAGAAAAGAUCAGCAUGUUCGAGAAUCCCUACAUAGAUGCAAUCAAAAGCUUAUGGAAUGACCCAGGCAUCCAGGAGUGCUACGAUCGAAGGAGGGAAUACCAACUCUCAGACUCCACUAAAUAUUACCUGAACGCGUUGGACCGGAUAUCGCUGCCGGCCUACCUCCCCACCCAGCAGGAUGUGUUGAGGGUUCGAGUCCCAACCACGGGAAUCAUUGAAUACCCGUUUGACCUGCAGAGUGUCAUAUUCAGGAUGGUGGAUGUGGGAGGUCAGAGGUCGGAGAGGAGGAAGUGGAUCCACUGCUUUGAGAACGUCACCUCCAUCAUGUUCCUGGUGGCACUCAGCGAAUACGACCAGGUGUUGGUGGAAUCAGACAAUGAGAACCGGAUGGAGGAGAGUAAAGCUCUGUUCAGGACAAUAGUCACGUACCCCUGGUUCCAAAACUCCUCAGUCAUUCUCUUCCUCAACAAGAAGGACCUUUUGGAGGAGAAGAUCAUGUACUCCCAUCUGGUCGACUACUUCCCAGAGUAUGACGGUCCCGCGAGGGAUGCCCAAGCAGGACGGGAGUUUAUCCUGAAGAUGUUUGUGGACCUGAAUCCAGACGGCGAUAAAAUCAUCUACUCACACUUCACCUGUGCCACGGACACAGAGAACAUCCGCUUCGUCUUUGCUGCCGUCAAAGACACCAUCCUGCAGCUCAACCUGAAGGAGUACAACCUGGUGUAGAGGGGGGAGACCCCCCCACACACUGACUGAGGCAAUCUAUGAAAACAUAGAUCAUACACACACAAAAGAAAAUCUGAGAAAUGUAAUGGUUGCAUAAUAAUAAUUUAUUUGCCAUUUGUUGAUCUCUUGGUCCCCAAGGGUUAGCAAAGUAAAUGUUAUUUUGCUAUUUAAGGAGUUGAUUAAAUAUAUGGAGCAGGAGGAGGGCAAUACAUUUAAAGUAUAAGUGUUUGCGGGGAUAUGCUGUUGAUGUUAGCAGCAAGGAUCCUCAUUUCUAGGCUUUGCGCAUUGUGAAUUUUUGUUUCGAUUUUUGGCCUAAAGAAAGAAACUACUUUGUGCACUCAAGGUUUGGCAAUUUUUUUUUUCUGUCAGUUUGAUACAUCAGAGCUGGAGCAAAUGCAAUGCGCUCCCUGCCUCCUGCCUUUUUAUAACCAAGAAGAAGAAAAAAAGUUUUCAUUCCUUUUUUUUUUUAACUCUCCCUCCUUUCCCAUUGGUUCAUUCAGAAGCUUCGUUCCGGCCGUUUACCUGUUAAACCAAAUAGGAAAUGAUGCAACAGAUCUAUAAUUGACAGCUUUUAUUUUUCUGCAUAGGACUGAUUGGCAAGUCUCUCAAUAAGUUGGCAUAAACUGUGAUUUAAAAAGAAAUGCUAUAUUGAUUUGGUAUUGAUAGACUCAUAUCGUUAUUGUUUAUAAUACAUUGCAUUGACUUUGGUACCAUCCAAUGAGUACAUUAAAAGGGGAAAUAGCCCGAGUCUUGACAGUCACAGGCUUUAAAAAAAACUUCUGAGCUUUGAGCAAGAAGAUCAGGAGGUACGCCUGUUCUACACAGAUGGGAGUCAAGGACGUGAUUAUUUAUGUGACUACGUUGUUAAAUGAUUAUGUUAAACUUUGCCACAUUAACGCUUUUUAUUACGGUUAUCUGUGUAUUUAUUGCCAAUGCCAAAACUAUUCAAGAACUAGACUCCACUUUGUGAUGUUUACUACUUAGAUGAAAUGAUAAGUGUUGAGGACGGGAACAGGAAGUGUUAAUGAACGCAGACUUGUCCCUUAUUGAUCGAUCGACUGAUUCCUCCAAUUAAUAUUCAACACAGUCAAUGGUACAGCCCCCCCCCCUCAGCCCUGCUCAAGCUGUCCAAUCACAACCCACUGCAAACCCCUUCUCCUAGCAUAUACACCAUCCUGUCACGCUUUAGCUUUGUCUUUAUUACACUUGCGCAAUCACAACCCGGCUGUCCUGACUGUUGUAAGUCAAUAGCAGUGAAGAAUACAUUUAGCUAAUUUCUAUGUAAAAGGGCACAGUGUUGAUGAUCAGUUUGUACCAAAGUAAGCCCUUCUUCUUUCUGAUUUGCAAUUAUUUCAUUCCCAAGCUACUUAAAGUAUUUUUUGUAACAAUUCCCUAGAACGUAAGCCUGUAAUUUACAUUUAUUGAGGCAUAGUGCAAUUAUGAACGCUAUAAUCAUUGUACAUACAUCUCUAUAUAUAUAUAUAUCGCAGCAUCUUUGUUGGCUUUGUAAUCAUUACCUUUUUGGCAGAUUGAAUGUGCGGUAUUGAAAAUAUGUAUCUGUGUAAUUGUAUUGUAUGUCUAAUGGCUAAUUCAUUUUUGGAAGAAAAAAAUAUGUUAUUUACAUGUUUGUUUUUGUUUCCUUUUUUUAAGAGGAGAAUGUAAAUGUUAUGUUUUGCCAGUUUUUCAGCAAAGAAACAUUGCUCAGCUUCAUAACGGCAUAAAGAGGAGUAUUAUUAUCCAAGAAUACAUGAUUGGUAUGCCAGCACUUAAAGCAGCUGGUUAUUUAAUUUACUUUUAUAUGAAAAACUGCAGACUGAAUCCAAUCCACAGGGCUAACUUUAAUAGUUCUUAACUGGCUUCAGGAACAUAGCACUUGUCAUAUAGGUGUAAUCACAUCACCCAUUGAUUCUUCUUUAUAUUUAACUCUAUGACACAGUGUCUCCACAAGUAUUUGUCAACUUUGAGAUCUCUUAGUGUUUCGCACAUCUUGUGAUCCUUAACACUCCACCACCAACCACCUUUAGUGUGUUUUAUUUAACAAGUAGUGCUAGAACAAGGUAGUCAGGUUAAAUGUUGCUUUGUCUCAGAUUUGGCAUAAAAAUCUUAAAGACGUGAUGUUAUAAUCUGAUAUGCCAUCACCCUUAAACACAUGGACCUACACCCUGAUAGAAACUUAGUAUUGUAGUAUGUCAGUCCCAUUCACAGGUGCUUUUAUAUUUCUUCUUGAUUACCACCAUUUAAUUAAAAUGUACAGUAUUAUUUUAGACAUUAUUUAUAAGAUGACAACAUAGGAGAAGAUACAGAUCAUGUGUACAUAUUGCCUUAUUAAAUAAGCUGUGCCUCUGAAGUCCCAUACAAAGGCACCUGUGUUUUUAUGAGACGUGAAGCUAGUGUAGCUGAUAAAGUCCUGUUGUGCAGCUGCAGGAUUGUUUGGUUUUGGCUCGGUGGUCCUUCUUUGUUAUUCUGUGCUGUAAGAAGCCCUGGGAACGGCUUUAAAAGCGUAACUAAUAUGACAUCAUUACAGGAAACUAAAAGAACAUCUUGAGUGAAUUGUAAUCAGAACACACUUUCUAUUGAUUUCACUGUCAAUGUUGUCAAAUCAGAUUCAUAUCUUGAAAUCCAUAUGCGUUGUAAUGCCUUGUAUACCUGAUGUGACUAGGAUUAAACAACAUGUGCCACAA
This is a messenger RNA of Trematomus bernacchii (emerald rockcod), 4699 nucleotides long. RefSeq names its product guanine nucleotide-binding protein G(q) subunit alpha. The transcript is spliced from 7 exons. Gene Ontology annotation, cellular component: heterotrimeric G-protein complex. Lineage: Eukaryota; Metazoa; Chordata; Actinopteri; Perciformes; Nototheniidae. The record is from RefSeq and is a predicted model, not a curated record. The coding region runs from base 939 to 2018 and encodes 359 amino acids. Gene Ontology annotation, molecular function: guanyl nucleotide binding; G-protein beta/gamma-subunit complex binding; G protein-coupled receptor binding. Gene Ontology annotation, biological process: action potential; phospholipase C-activating dopamine receptor signaling pathway; adenylate cyclase-modulating G protein-coupled receptor signaling pathway.